CUAUGGAGCUGGGUGCUGGCUUGUUGUCCGUGUUCUCCGUGCUUAUACUGGGCGCCCUGCGGGCUGGGGUGGCACAGGAGCUGCAAAGCCCACCCAACAGGAUAGCUAUCGUCGGAGCGGGAAUCGGAGGAUCAUCUGCUGCUUAUUUCCUGCGGCAAAAAUUUGGCAAAGAUGUCCAGAUCGAUGUGUUUGAGAAGGGAGAGGUGGGAGGGCGUCUGGCCACGCUGGAAAUUGGUGGUGCCGAGUACGAGGCUGGGGGGUCCAUCCUGCACCCCCUCAAUCUACACAUGAAAACGUUUGUUAAAGAGCUGGGUCUCUCCGUCCGCAUGCGCAGCGACGGCCUGGGUGGAAUUUAUAAUGGAGAGGAAUUUGUUUUCCAAGAGAGUAGCUGGUUUAUUAUCAAUUUCGUCAAAAUGCUGUGGUAUUAUGGGCUGAAUUCUCUGCGCAUGUACACGUGGGUAGAGGACAUGCUGGAUAAAUUUGCACGGAUAUACAGCUAUCAAAACCUGGACUAUUCGUUUUCCACCGUUGAACGUUUACUUCAUUCUUUGGGGGGCGACGACUUCACAACGAGGUUAAACACAUCGAUAGAAGAGACCAUGCUGAAUUCCGGCUUCUCCGUAAAGUACAUUAACGACAUAGUUUACCCUGCCAUGGGUGUCGAUUUUGGACAGGGUCUCAAAAUUAAUGGCUUUGUAGGGACACUAACUUUGGCGGGCACUCAUUCCGGCCUCUGGUCAGUGGAAGGUGGAAACAAGCGUGUUUGUAGCGGUCUCAUUCGUGCCUCGGACUCCAAACUAAUUAGUGGCGCCGUCACCUCAGUGGAAGAGAAGAGUCUUCCUAAACAUAUCGGAAGCGGAGAGCACCUAUACGAACUGAGUUAUGAGACCAGUGCUGGGCCGCAAGCGGACUUGUACGAUAUAGUGGUCAUGGCAACGCCACUCAACAAGCCUGUUUCCAAUAUACGGUUUUUGGGCUUCCACCCACCUAUAGAAAUAAUGUCCAAGGUCUACCAUCAAACAGUGGCUACUUAUGUUCACGGGAAGAUUAAUGGUUCUUUCUUUGGAUGUCCUCAGCCUUGUCAGCUUGAAUUAUCUGACAUUAUAACCAAUAACCCCAAGCUGUUCUUCAGCAGCAUUGGUGCUGUGUCUCCUGUUAAAGCCACGACUGAAUCUGAAGCUUCCCAGCCCACUGGUCUGAAAGUGUGGAAGGUCUUCUCUCCAGAGCCUCUGACAAAAGAUCAGCUGAAGCUGCUGUUUGAGUCUUAUGAAGCAGUUAAUGAAAGAAAGUGGCUGGCGUAUCCUGAGUACAGCCCUCCAGAAAAAAUGCCUCCCGUUAUACUCCAUGAUAGGAUCUACUAUGUUAACAGCAUUGAACUGGCAGCCAGCGCCAUGGAGAUGAGCGCCAUCUCUGCCAAGAACGUGGCUCUGCUUGCCCAUCAUAGGUGGUACGGUAAGGAUGGACAGAUUGACCAGCAAAACCUAGAAGAGCGACUGAAGUCUGAGCUGUAAGCGUCCGCAUCCAACAGUAGUUAAUAACGUGCACUCGCAUAGCUCAAACAUCAGA
Molecule: messenger RNA, 1566 nt
Organism: Spea bombifrons (plains spadefoot toad)
Lineage: Eukaryota; Metazoa; Chordata; Amphibia; Anura; Pelobatidae
Product: prenylcysteine oxidase 1-like
Exons: 6
Coding region: 3-1511 (502 amino acids)
Biological process (GO): prenylcysteine catabolic process; prenylated protein catabolic process
Molecular function (GO): prenylcysteine oxidase activity
Source: RefSeq, a predicted model, not a curated record